Molecule: messenger RNA, 825 nt
Organism: Paramecium tetraurelia
Lineage: Eukaryota; Ciliophora; Oligohymenophorea; Peniculida; Parameciidae
Exons: 3
Source: RefSeq, a predicted model, not a curated record
AUGAUUGAAAUUAUUGUACAUUAAGAAACAUUUUCACAUAGCAUUGACUAAAUGAUUCUUUAUGUCAUCUCGAUUAAAGGGGAUUUAAAUAUUGAAGUUUAAAAUUUAAUAGAGGAAAAACGAAUUUAAACAAUAUUUCUCUUAGAAAACCAAGAAUAGCUCCUGAACUUAGAAAAUAUCACUAAAUCUUUAGCCUCGAAAAGUUUGGAGGACAAAUGCGAAAUUUUAUUUAAAGAAAUCUACGAAGCUAAAAAGAAUAUCGCAUUACUAAUUUCUGAAGGAAAAAACGAAACUCUUCUUUUCUUUGCUUCAUAUAUGAUUCUGUAAGAGAAGAAAAAUUAGUCUUGGCUUUACGAAUAAACCUUUUACUAGACCUUUCAGAAAACAGAACAGGAAGUCUUACAAAACUUGAUAAAGAAUAGCCCUGACACAUUAGGGAGCAUAUUUUUAAAUACUGAAAAGUUGAAGUUCGAUAAUUAAUUUGUUUAAAGUGAGAUUAUCCAUACAGAUAAACCACAAAACUCAGAAGCAAUUGAUUUGAAUCCACCAUUUUUAGUUGGAUCUUAGUUCAACCAACCCAUAUUCCCUACCAUUUCUCUAGAUUCACAAAUAAUUGGGCCUACAGAUAAGCUUUCUAGUUAGACUAUUACAAAUACCAUAAUUAAUGACAUAUAAAAAUCUUAGGUUAAAAUUGGCAAUGAUAAAUUAAUUAAAGAUGAUUAAUAAUUAGAACUACAAGAAUAAGAAGAGACAAUAAAGGAACUAGCUCCGCCAAUUUAGUUUUAAUCGUUUUAUCAAAAGUAUACAAUCAAAUGUUUUAAAUGA